AUGUUUCGAGAGUUGUUUGCCAUUCACUCACCAGGCACGAUUAAACGGUUGUUUCAUUUGAGCUCUUUCGUUGGUCUUCAUUUGCCUGAAACCAAGAUCAAAAUGUUUGAAACAACCGGUCAUGUGGCUGUAAUGAAGUUGGUGUUGCUGUUUUUUCUCUUCUUUUACAUCCGAAGCGUCAGCACAGUCGCCCCAGCCAAGGUAGGGUUAAAAUACGAUAAAUUAUUACAUUUGAAAUAUGAUUAAGACAAUCUUUGUUUCUGGCUUGGUGUAAAGACUUUCGAUUACCAGCUGUAAGAUGGCUUUAAUUUAUGUCAUCACAGUGUUCCUUCUUAUUUCUCACAAUAUUCUCCACGACGCAUCUUCAACAACUGAAAGUUCCUGACAUACUUGUUAAAAAAUGCUUGAUACGAUAAGAGGGCAACCACUUACACAUUCUUGGAAGAUUUCCACUUGGUUUGUUAAUUAACAGGGACGAUUUAUUUGUUUACUUAGGGCGUGGAUUUUGCAUAUGUGGUCUGAGUGGUGUCAUCGUUGACCUUCAGUAUCUUCUUAUUUUUUCGUUUUUUUCAUUUAUUCUUUAUUUUUAUUUUUACCUAACUUAGGAAAAAGUGAGACUUUUUCCAUUUCGUAUUGUGACUGUUUUUCCGCGUCCUUUGAAAGAAGGUCAACCACUUACUUAAACUUAAAAUUAUUUAUUUGUUUCCUUGGUCAUGGAUGGAUGCAACUUGUUUCCCCUAACUUUUUGAUCUAAAAACAACUUUUGCGACACUUUUUUUUCACUGCUGGCUGGGUAUUUUAUAUACAUUCCUAAGGGCCAUCCUGGAAAAGAAAACCACAUAAGACGCAAGGAACAUCCAAACUAGCGGGAGUUGCGUGAUUUUUAUUCAAUACAUGCACGUUAAUCAGUUAUUUUAGAUUAGAUAACCAUUUAUACUUUUUUAAGACACCCUCAUAUGUCGAGUGCCGCGCAAUAUCUAGGCUAUGUUUUGCUUUCGUUUGGUCUUACAAAUUAUUUAUUUCACAGAAUCCCAGUUUGUGCGCGCAAGGAGCAACUGGACUUCCCGGACGAAAUGGUGUGAAUGGACAUAAUGGGUUACCAGGCCGUGACGGUCGAGAUGGUGCAAAGGGUGAGAAAGGCUUGUCAGGUCCAUCUGGACCACGUGGUUUUAAAGGAGAAGCAGGUAUGAAAGGCGUGGCAGGUCCACCUGGACCACGUGGUUUUAAAGGAGAAGCGGGUGAGAAGGGCGUGUCAGGGCCACCUGGGCCACGUGGUAUUAAAGGAGAAGGGGGACCAGUUGGAAAGGUCGCUGCUGAACAAAGAAACUGGAAACAGUGCGCGUGGAAAAAGCAUGACGGCCGUGAUAUUGGCCUUAUUAAGGUGACUGCAUGGGAGAAAAAUUACAAAUUUCUUUCUUAAAGUCGGUGUUACUGGGCAAUAAAAACUGAGGCGAGGGAGUCACAUUUGAUAGAUAGGGCCAUGACUCUUGAACCUAAAGGCCAUUAAGAAGCGAUUCUCAAAUGUUCCAGUCCUUAGUUUCCUUUUGUGGGUUAUUCUUGUCUUUGCGUUUGACUGUUUUUCAACUAACCUUAACGCGAAGAUAAAGGUUAAUUUAAAUUGUACCCUUCAUAACUUCGAACGCAACCUUUACCUAAUAUUAUGGGAAUUUAACUCGGUUGUUCAUUCGAUCACUAGUUGUGGUCAUCAGAUACCUAAAACGAACUUAUGUGAUAGAAAAUCCCUUUUUGAAAACAUGAACUUUGCUAUACGGAGCAUACAGCUGACCGUCAGUUGUCCUAGGUAGUCUAGGUAGCGCGAACAAAUUGGGUUCAGGAAUUGUUUGCAGGGAGUGCGGAAGGAAGAAAGGAAGAAAGACCGCCUGAUCGCAGGUCAACACCUCAGGUUGCCUCGUUUUGCCUUCUCCACCCGCCCCUUCUCCUCAAGCUCCCCGACCCCUUCCCCCACUAGGCAAGAUUGCCACUGUCAUAUAAACUGCAGUCGGCUGAAAUUUUUAACGAUGAAGUGAAUUCAGUUGGAAAGCCGAAAGUCAAUCUGAGGUAGGGGUUGCUCGGGUUUCCGACACCAUAUAAAUGUUGCCUUAGAACACGGCAGUGUUGAUAAGGUAAGGAAAGAAUCGUAGAGCAGACGACUCAACAGGUUUCUUCUGUCACUUACUUUCAGGGUAAUUUUUCUGGCUUGUUAUAUGUGUGCCAAAAUAUCCGUAUGCCGUUAUAUCGGUAUGCAGUAAUGAUAAACUACCAUGACCUGAAGUCAUUUGGCUAGCCGAGAGUUCGGUAGGGCUGUCUCCGGCACCCGACCGAUAUAAAUGUGCCAUUAGAAAAUUUAGAAAUGAUGUCGUGUAUCAGCUAAGGAAAAAAUCGUAAGGCAGAGGACUUAAGGCAAUCAUCAGUCAUUUACUUUCACUGACAUUUUUUAUGUGUGCCAAAGUAAAAAUACGCAUCGCUCUUUGCGUUAUAUCGGUGGCUGUAAAACCUUAAUUAAUUCUCUUAACAUAGUCACAAAAUUGGAACAGAACAGACGUUACGAUUUGAAUAAUAACGUGGAUCAUAUUUCACGGUGUUCUGUGUGGCAGUGGUCGCUAACAGUAUAUGAUGCUGUGUUUUCAGGAUUGCCAGUUUACUAAAAUUAAAGACAAUACAACUCUUCAUGUUGUCUUCCAAGGAAAUAUCUAUCUGGGAGGGUGCAGUGACUGCUGCAAGCGAUGGUUCAUCACUUUCAACGGCGCCGAGUGUAGCGGUCCUCUGCCUAUUGACGCAGCUCUGUGGAUCCCCAGUAGUAACUCUCAUGACUACAGACACGGAGCAAUAGAGGGCUACUGCGACAACAUCAGAAAAGGGAAUAUUCGCGUUGGCAUCAACAUUGGAAACUGUCCCGGUUAUGGAAGCUCUGAUGGUCAGACGGGAUGGAUGUCAGUGUCUCGUUUGAUUAUCGAAGAAGUUCCUCGGUCCCAGCAGUAA
Molecule: messenger RNA, 2979 nt
Organism: Porites lobata
Lineage: Eukaryota; Metazoa; Cnidaria; Anthozoa; Scleractinia; Poritidae
Source: the annotation of a GenBank genome assembly